Molecule: messenger RNA, 1062 nt
Organism: Myotis brandtii (Brandt's bat)
Lineage: Eukaryota; Metazoa; Chordata; Mammalia; Chiroptera; Vespertilionidae
Gene: LACTBL1
Product: lactamase, beta-like 1
Exons: 9
Coding region: 1-1062 (353 amino acids)
Source: RefSeq, a predicted model, not a curated record
AUGACCCGUGUCUCCUGGGCUGUGGACCUGAAUCCUCAGCCAGCUGGGACCUCCCACGCCUUGGAGAGAAUGAAGACCCAGUUGUGCCCUGUGUCUUCCCCAUUCCAGGCUGGCUGGCGGCUCGGCCAGCUGAAAGUAAAAAAGAAGUGGCUCUUCCCAGCUUCCUGCAGCUUCUUCUUUCUGCUCUCAGUGCUCAUGACCGGCUGCUUCCUGUGGCAGUACUACCUCCCCAAGCUGAAGACCGGCUCCUUGGGACCAGAAGCGCCCUCUGUCCCUGUGAGGAUGUGUCCCCAGCACCCCGAGCCUGUGCCCCUGGCACACCCUGUCCCCGUGUUGAAGGAGGCCCUGGAAAAGGUGGAGAGGAUCCUGCGCCAGGCACUGUCUGCCCCAGGGCUGGCGGCCAUGUCUGCAGUUGUCAUCCACAAUGACACCGUGCUCUGGACUGGGAACUUCGGGAAGAAGAAUGGCUCGGACCCAGCUUCUGGCCCCCCCAAUGAGUACACCAUGUACCGGAUCUCCAGUGUCUCCAAGAUCUUUCCAGUCCUCAUGCUGUACCGCCUGUGGGAGGAGGGUAUCGUAGCCUCCCUAGAUGACCCUCUGGAGCGGUAUGCCAGCUCCUUCACUAUUAACAACCCGCUGGGCAUGGCACCAGCCCCCAAACAACAGAGCCUGAUGGAUGGGCUGGAGGAGGUGGGCCCAGCCCCAAGGCCUUCGCCCGUCACCCUCCGAAGGAUGGCCAGCCAGCUCUCAGGGCUGCCCCGAAGGCUGCGAUCCACUUCGCUGCUGUGGAGGGGCAGCACCCAGGAGGCCCUGAGCCUGCUCAAGGAUGAUGUGCUGGUGGCGGACCCGGGAACCAGGUGCCAUUACAGCACGCUGGCCUUCUCGCUUCUGGCGCACGUCCUGGCAGCCCACACGGCGCAGGGUGACUACCAGCGCUGGGUCUCCGAGAACGUGCUGGAGCCGCUGGGGAUGGCAGACACCGGCUUCGACCUCACCCCUCCGGUGCGGUUCUGCCAUGCCCGCUUCCUGCCUGCCCAGGCCGUCACUGCCACCCACAUCUGA